UUCCCCACUCUUCCAGUCAACCUUCCCCCAUCCGUAAUCCGCGAAGCCAGCCUACCCUGUUUUGGAUCACAGUCUCAUCUCUGCCAUCUCCACUCGCUUUCCGCAGGAGCACUGUGCUCGCCUCGAUCAGCAAUGACGUUCUGCUCAAGGUGUUUGUUGAACCACGCACUGAGGGUUGCGAAUCUUGUGGUGAACCUCUGCGGCAUGGCCAUGAUCAUCUACUCCCUCUGGCUGCUGAAGAUUUGGAGCCGAGGCGUCGCCGAUUUGGAUGCCACCGCCUCUUCCUUCCCGACGCCAUGGUUUAUCUACACGUUGCUCGGCGUCGGCAUCGUCGUCUGCUUCGCUGCGGUGGUCGGACACGCUGUGUCCAACUCCGUCAACCCCGCUGCUCUCUCCCUCUACAUCGUGUUCGUCUGCUUCAUCCUUCUCUUCCAAAUCGUGGUGAUCGUGGAGGUUCUGUUCAAGAUAGACUGGCCAACGGUGAUCUCCGGGCAUCAUGAUGGCGACACCAAAUUCGUAGCUUUCUUCACAUUCCAUGUAAACAUUUGCCGUCUGGUUGGGGUUGUGAUUUCAGCAGCACAGGUGAAUGUUCUGGUGAUGGCUAUCGUUCUGCGGGCUUUGAGGCCUCAAUCAAGCAAUCACUGUGAGGGACCGACUGUGCCUGCACUCAGAUACUCGUUUCUUGUGAUGAAUGGAUCGGACUCGCCGCCGGGCCUCCCUGCUCCGGCCACACCUCCUCCAGGAGACCACAAUUGUGAGCCUGCACUGAAGAUUUUUCGAGCUUCAGAAGUCAGAUGGAUGAGUGCAUGAUCUGCAAAGAUUGCAACCUGUCGUAAUCCAGAUAACCGAUGAAAAGAAUAGAAGAUAGAACAAUUAUU
Musa acuminata subsp. malaccensis (wild Malaysian banana) is the source of this 878-nucleotide messenger RNA. Its product is annotated as tetraspanin-19-like. The record is from RefSeq and is a predicted model, not a curated record. Lineage: Eukaryota; Viridiplantae; Streptophyta; Magnoliopsida; Zingiberales; Musaceae.